GCCGCGGCGCCGCUUCCGCCGCCGUCCCGCGGCAGGGUUGGCCAUGUCGCUGCUGCGGGGGUCGCGGCCCCGCGGCGCCGGUAGGAAAGGCCUCAGGAAGACGGUGGCAGUUAAGCGGGACUGGGACAGUACCGUCCACGAUCUGACAGUCCACCGUGCAACUCCUGAGGAUAUUCUGCGUCGCCAUGAAAUACACAAAUCAAAAAACAAAGCACUGGCACAUCUGGAACUGCAAGAGAAAGCACAGAAAAAAAGAUGGAAGAAGCAAAACCAACUGGCUGCUGAUUCCUUGGAGAAAAGGAAAUUGACUCUGAUGCGUGAGAUUCUGUCUGAUCAAUACCAUUUUCAAGAUGUAUUGGAACGAUCUGAUCAGGUUAUGGCUGUGGCAAAAGACUUGUUAGGGGAUGCUCCUCGCACACGAACAGGCUUCCCUAAUGUAACAAUGGCUCCUGAUUGUGACCCUGAAUCAUCUCAAGGACCCAUUGUACAAAAACAUGAUCUUCCCACUCAGCUUUCUAUCCUCGGUGAAUAUGUCAUGGAUUCCCAGGCUCUUAAUGAAGUGGAAGAUGAAGCAUUGUCAAACAGUCAAUCAGAAGAUGAACACCAUGGCUCUCUGAAUUUCAAAUCCAACAUCAAUUCUGACAGGCUACUUCGGUUUUUGAGAGAAGAAGAUUCCUUGGUGAAUUCUCAGUUGUGGGCUGAAAAGGAUACGAGGAAAACAACCUUAUCACAGGAAUCAAAUAUGCCUUCGACUCCAACAACUCUUUCUCCGUCACUGGAUCAGUCAGGCCUCAAUGCUACCAAUGUAGUCAAGAGAAUCCGUUCAAGACUUCAGAAUGAAGAUGGAGGAGAAACUGUAGAUUCCACUUACCCUGUGAGACAAGUGCUGAACCUGAACUCAAGGAAACAAAAGCAAAUUGCAGCAAAAAUGAAAAGAAAACAAACCACACAGAACUCAGCAAGACAGAGGAGAGAUGAUUCUCCAGCUAAUUCGAUCCCUGUUGACCUUCAGAGGGACAACAAAUCCAGCCUAGAUAUUCUCAACCAUAUGAUACAUGAAGUGGAGCAUGAAUUGGAGGAAUAUGAACGAUGUACAGGACGCGAGGUUCAAAAAACUAAGAGGAGUGAGGGCCUCACUGGGUUUACCUUGUCACUGGUGAAUGCUCUCUGUCGUUUGAUGCGCUAUCUUAAAGAGAGUGAAAUGCAGCUGCGUGAGAAAGAGGUGAUGAGACAGCAGCAUGAGAAGAUGUUGAAUGAACACAGAGAACUGAUUGAUGCUCUGACUGCAGAAGUUCUUCUAGUGAGGGAAGAAAACACUGCUGUACAGAAAAAGCUUCAGCAAUACAUGGCAGUAACAGAUGAACAGCUGAUCUCUCUCACACGAGCGUUUAAAGGCCUCCCUUUGGUAGAACCUACAAGAGAGCAAAGUCCAAACUGUUUUGGAAUUGCAAGCAAAAGUCCAGUGAAUGGCCAAGGAAAACCUGAUGUGAGCUAUUUUGAGCCUAGGGCUGAUGCAGGCAUCAGGGAAAGUAUGCUGAAACUCCCACAAGACGAACUUCCUUUCAAGUUUCUCCAGAGAUCAGGCGCUUCAGGUGAUGCAGGAGCUGGUAGAAGCUUGCCCUGUCACGUCUUCCAGCCAGCUGUGUUGUUGUCACCCCCACGGCAGAAGAGCAGUCAAGAAUUGUCUCCCCUCCAGAAUGCCGAAGGAGAACCAUGCAAGGAAAGGGGCUCACAUUCCUCCUUGAGAACGCAGAGCACAACUGAGAAAAACUCUCUCAUCUCUCAAAGGCAACCAGUCCCUUCUGCAAGCAAAGGCUUGGAGAGUUCCCAUGAGAAAAUCAAUCUGUCCUGCCCAGGUGACACUAGAAAAAACAGCACAGCUGAAGAGUUAUUUCAGAAUAGUGAUCUGCUGGGACAGAUCGCUGAGCUCACACAGCAGAAAUCUCUAAUUAAAGCUCAACUGAGCAAAUUGAGAGGCUUCUCUGAGGAUACAAGUGACUGCCUACAUCAGCCAGACCCAAUACGAAAUGCAAAUACCAGUCCAGAUUCUUCACAAGAACAGCAGUCUCAUCUCGUCAUAUCAAGGAGCUUGGAGGAAAGAAUAGCGGAGCUGAAUCGUCAGAGUACAGAAGCACGUGAUAAACUCUUACUGCUGAUAGAACAGCAGAAAUCAGCCACUGACAAUAUGGUCCCUCCAAGGGUGUCUCCUGUUCUGCCCUCAUUCUCAAAUAGUGCUGAAAAUGCAAGGAGGACUGUUGAAGUCUCUAUUCCGGUGGCAGUUGCUACAGAUAGCUCCAAAGAUGGUGUUUCCCCUGCCAGUAUGACCAGUAUAAGAAGGUCUGCAGGAGACUCCAGCAAGUCUUCCUCACCCCUAAGUACCGUGUCAGAAAGCGCAAAAUUAAUUCCUGUCAGCCAAAGACCAAAGGCAGAAAAGCAAAAAGAAGAAGGAUGGUUUGCAUUGUCAAUGCAUGUUAUGUAAAGGAAGCUGCACUCAGGUCCUGUAUUUUUAUAACAAAUUUUUUUAUGAACCACGAUUAGAUGAAAAUAGUUCCCCUCUCCAGAGCUGCAGUCUGAAGUGCUUUCACAUCAGUGCUAUUAGUAUAAAAAGGCCCAUAAGCUUAUUGUAUUUGUGCCAUACAGAGUACCUUCUAGGAAGUCCUGAGAGUGAGUUUCUGCUCUGGACACUGCUGUGACUUUACAGCAAAUAACUCUUUCACAAGAUCAAAUUCAGGCUGCUGUAGCAAUAGGAAUGGACAUCUCAUGUCUGUGUUAGAUAUGUCAAAGACAGGAGGUUUUAGGAAUUGCAUGUGAAACUUUCUGGAGCACAAGAUAUGGGAAUGAAAAAAUCAAGAGAAACUGAGAUGAGGGAAUGAACCUGUGUUCACAGGCAGAAACUGAGAUGAGGGAAUGUACCUGUGUUCACAGGCAACCUGGGGUUUAGGAAGCCAGUCCAUUCCUGCUGGACGAGAAUUUGUGUCAGAGAGAAUUUGUGUGUUCUGUGGUUCACAGUUGCUCUCCAAAGUUGUGUUUUCUGUGCAGUUAACGUAUUGGGGAUCAUAUUUUGACUUGAGGAUUGCUUUUUAAAAAUAUAUUUACUAUAAAAAUAUAAAAUGGAAAAGGUGACUGAAAAUGAAAUCAGAAUCUGUUUGCUAUGUACUAAAGUAUGCUCUCUUUGAUACCACAGAAAAUAGGAGUGAUAGGAGUACAGUUGUAUUAAGCUCUUUUGUUAUGCAUCUGUAUAUAAUACUCUAGUGACCAUGUUUUUGUAUUGUUUUUAUUAGACUUUUUAAAGUAUCUGUAAUUUUAUUAUUAAUGAUUAACAAUAAAAUCUAG
Messenger RNA from Colius striatus (speckled mousebird), 3333 nucleotides. It is a transcript of the gene SPICE1, whose product is annotated as spindle and centriole associated protein 1. The record is from RefSeq and is a predicted model, not a curated record. The transcript has 17 exons. Gene Ontology annotation, biological process: metaphase chromosome alignment; mitotic spindle assembly; regulation of centriole replication. Gene Ontology annotation, cellular component: spindle; centriole; centrosome. The coding region runs from base 44 to 2479 and encodes 811 amino acids. NCBI's taxonomy places the organism in Eukaryota, Metazoa, Chordata, Aves, Coliiformes, Coliidae.